Messenger RNA from Thermothielavioides terrestris NRRL 8126, 330 nucleotides. RefSeq lists its product as uncharacterized. NCBI's taxonomy places the organism in Eukaryota, Fungi, Ascomycota, Sordariomycetes, Sordariales, Chaetomiaceae. The record is from RefSeq and is a predicted model, not a curated record. The transcript has a single exon. Bases 1 to 330 code for a protein of 109 amino acids.
AUGGCCACCGCCGAGAAACCGACUGGUAACACGGUCUUCAUGGGCAUCGACUUCGGCACCACGUACUGCGGUGUCGGCUUUACCUGGUCCGACAAGAUCGAGCGGAUUGGCAGUGAUCGCGAGCUGGGACUCGGAGCUGCACUCAACCUCGCACGAGAAAAAGGCCUCGACAGCCAUAUCAUUCGGGCCCCCAAGAACGAAGUGAACAAGGGCUAUUCGAUUCCGUUCGAUGCCGAGCAGGUGAACUGGUUCAAGCUCCUGUUGGUCGACAAGAAGGACCUGUGGAGCGACGUGCGGGAGCCGACCAAGAUCAAGGAGGCCCGCGCUUAA